Molecule: messenger RNA, 1024 nt
Organism: Anoplopoma fimbria (sablefish)
Lineage: Eukaryota; Metazoa; Chordata; Actinopteri; Perciformes; Anoplopomatidae
Product: olfactory receptor 52J3-like
Exons: 2
Coding region: 92-1024 (310 amino acids)
Biological process (GO): G protein-coupled receptor signaling pathway
Cellular component (GO): membrane
Molecular function (GO): olfactory receptor activity
Source: RefSeq, a predicted model, not a curated record
GUUCUAGCAGAGUGAAAACAUGUUGGACUCUCUCUUCAUGCCUGGGAAUGUUAAAUAAAGUCAGCUUCUACAGUUGACGAACUUGAUCAGCAUGGACAACGAAUCCGUCGACAUGGAUAUUCUACAGCUGGAGGGAAUAAAGGUCAGGCCCCAGUCCUCCGUACCCGCCUUCGUCCUCCUCCUCCUCAUCUACAUCUUCAUCAUGGUGUCCAACAUCGGCCUGGUGGUCCUGAUCUCCAUGGAGAGGAGCCUCCACCAGCCCAUGUACCUGCUCUUCUGCAACAUGAGUAUCAACGAUGCGUUCGGGGCGACGACCAUCAUCCCUCGUGUCCUGGGUGAUGUUUUCACUCCAAUGACUCAGCGCUACAUUCACUAUUAUGAGUGUGUCGCUCAGGCCUUCUGCGCUCACUUCCAUGCGGGCACCUCCCACAUGGUGCUCAUCAUCAUGGCCUUCGACCGCUACGUGGCCAUCUGCAGCCCCCUGCGGUACGCCACCAUCAUGACCAACAGGAUGGUGGUGGCCCUGUCGGUCUCGGCGUGGACGGUGCCUUUUAUUUUGAUCGUGAUCCUCGUUUGGCUCAGCGUCCGUCUGUCUCGCUGCAGGCGGAUUGUUCUUAACCCGUUCUGCGACAACGCCUCCUUGUUCAAGCUGUCCUGUGAAAACGUCCUCAUCAACCACGUCUACGGCCUCAGCAUGGCCAUGGUGACGAUGGCCGCGUCACUGGGCAGCGUGACGAUCACCUAUGUAAGGAUCGCCAUGGUGUGUCUGAGCAGCAAGAGCAAGGCUCUGAACAGCAAAGCACUGCAGACCUGCGCCACCCACCUGGCCGUGUACGUCAUCCUGCUCUUGUCGGGGAACAUCAUCAUCAUCCUCCAUCGGUUCCAGAACUUAUCGGACCACAGGCAGCUCGCGUCCAUCUUGUUCCACGUGGUUCCUCCCUCCAUGAACGCUGUUAUCUACGGACUGCAGAUAAAAGCUGUCAGAGAAAAAAUUAUCGUCAUAUUUACGAGAAAAAAAAAAUGA